AUGUACUAUGCUCAGAACCCGCACGCUGCUUUCUAUGGCGGUCCCCCGCAGCCGUCCGGCUCGCCUUCGCAGCGCCCACAAGGCAGUGAAUACUCGAAUAACCAUUUGGUGCCCUAUCUGAAUCAUUCUGCGCCACAUGUCGGUAAUGAUAGCAACGAUAUGAAUGCAGGUGCAGCCCCAGCUCUGGACGCCUUUUACAUUCAGCAAGCCCCCAACUCGUUCACAGUUCCACUCGAUGUGCCGGACGUGGGCUCAUACGGACAAGCCAGUGCAUCCCUCGGUGCUGGCGGCCUCCCGAUGCGCGGCACACCGAACAUGUCGGGAUGGGCUGUCCCCUCACGGCAGUCGCCGGCAGGCGGUGCCCACGAAGCCGCGCAGGAUGAAGCAGACGUUCUCCAGCAGGGCGGCAACGGCUAUGCAUCGUCCCUCGGCACGGGCCUGCCACCGAUGCCCGGCAGUGGGCGCAGCUUCUCGGCGAACAUGUACCGCCCCGCAGAUGCCGCAGGCCGCGCUAUGAUGAUGGACGACAAUGCGCGCGGCGCGCGCCCUCUGCCGAAGCGGCGACGAACAAGCCCGGUUCCGUUUGAGGAUGCACAGGCGCGCUUCCGUGCCGCCUCAGGUCCCAUGGGCCGCGCGUCCAUGAUGGGACGCGGGAUGCCACCGCGCCGCGAUAUGGAAGGCAGCGCGCAUGGCGAUGGCCUCGGCGAGCUCAUGCCAGACACGCCUGACUCGGGUGCGCCGUCGGGCGAUCUGACGUCCUGGUUCCUGGGCCACGAGGGUGGGCCGCCGCGGCAGCACUCAUUUCCCAUGGCCGACCCUGCAGCCUACUACCGCUCGGGUCUGGCGCCGCCGCCUCAUGGGCUGCGUCUCGAUAUGCCUGGACUCCCGUCCGCCCAGGCGCAUCCGAUGGACGCUGUGCCGAAGGGCCUGCCGCCGCUGCGCUCGCACGCGCCCAACUCCGACGAAGAGCCGCUGUACGUCAAUGCGAAGCAGUACCAGCGCAUCCUGAAGCGGCGCAUGGCUCGCGCGCGCAUGGAGGAAAAACGCCGCCAGAUGUUUGUCAUGGCGAUCAAGCAACGGGAAGAAGAGAAGACGGGCAGCCCCGCCCACAUUAGUGAAGAAUGGCUCUCUGGUCUGCUCGCGCUGGACGAAGAGACCAAGAAGCCGUACCUUCACGAGUCACGUCACAAGCACGCGAUGCGCCGCCCGCGCGGGCCGGGUGGCCGCUUCCUCACGACAGAGGAGAUCAAGAAGCGCGAUCAGGAAUUGGCCGAAAAGGCCAAACGAGAGGCGGAUCGCGCAGACGCGCUGGGCAAGGACGCCGAGGCGCCCGCCACAGCGGAGGCGCCCGCCACAGCGGAAGCGCCCGCACAACAGGCGUCGAGACCGGCCAGCCACGAUGCGCCGCCAGCCGCCGACGCCGGCUCGUCCUAG
Molecule: messenger RNA, 1434 nt
Organism: Malassezia sympodialis ATCC 42132
Lineage: Eukaryota; Fungi; Basidiomycota; Malasseziomycetes; Malasseziales; Malasseziaceae
Gene: HAP2
Product: transcription activator HAP2
Biological process (GO): regulation of DNA-templated transcription
Molecular function (GO): DNA-binding transcription factor activity
Source: RefSeq, a predicted model, not a curated record